This is a messenger RNA of Toxotes jaculatrix (banded archerfish), 1643 nucleotides long. RefSeq names its product solute carrier family 6 member 9 (gene slc6a9). Gene Ontology annotation, biological process: sodium ion transmembrane transport; glycine import across plasma membrane; synaptic transmission, glycinergic. Gene Ontology annotation, cellular component: membrane. Gene Ontology annotation, molecular function: glycine:sodium symporter activity. NCBI's taxonomy places the organism in Eukaryota, Metazoa, Chordata, Actinopteri, Toxotidae. The transcript is spliced from 10 exons. The record is from RefSeq and is a predicted model, not a curated record. Bases 15 to 1643 code for a protein of 542 amino acids.
GUGUGGGCUACGGCAUGAUGGUGGUGUCCACCUACAUUGGGAUCUAUUACAACGUUGUCAUUUGCAUCGCCUUUUACUACUUUUUCAUGUCCAUGACAAACCUGCUGCCAUGGACCUACUGCAACAACCCCUGGAACACACCGGACUGCAGCGGGGUGGUGGGCAGUGGCAACCAGCUCAACGGCAGCCUGGCAAACGCUACCACCAGCCUGGUGGCAGGAGUGUCUGAGGUAGUCAACCGCACCAAGAGGACUAGCCCCAGUGAGGAGUACUGGAAACACUAUGUGCUGAACAUCUCUGAUGAUAUUGGAAACUUCGGAGAGGUCCGUCUCCCCAUCCUGGGCUGCCUCGCCGUGUCCUGGUGUGUCGUCUUUCUCUGUCUUAUCAGGGGUGUUAAAUCCUCUGGAAAGGUGGUGUACUUCACAGCCACAUUCCCCUAUGUGGUUUUGACCAUCCUGUUCAUCCGUGGCAUCACCCUGGAUGGAGCCAUCAACGGCAUCAAGUACUACCUGACUCCACAGUGGCAGAAGGUCCUUGAUGCAAAGGUGUGGGGAGAUGCUGCCUCACAGAUCUUCUACUCCCUGGGCUGUGCCUGGGGCGGCCUCAUUACCAUGGCUUCCUACAACAAGUUCCACAACAACUGUUUCAGAGACAGCAUCAUCAUCAGCAUAACCAACUGUGCAACCAGUGUGUACGCAGGCUUUGUAAUUUUCUCCAUCCUGGGCUUCAUGGCACACCACCUGAAUGUGCCCGUGUCCGAGGUGGCUGACCAUGGACCGGGGCUGGCCUUUGUGGCCUACCCAGAAGCCCUCACUCUGCUUCCCAUCUCACCGCUCUGGUCGCUGCUCUUCUUCUUCAUGCUCAUCCUUCUGGGGCUGGGGACUCAGUUCUGUCUGCUGGAGACCCUGGUGACUGCCAUUGUCGAUGAGAUCGGUACAGACUGGAUCAUCAGAAACAAGACUGUAGUCACGCUGUCAGUGGCCAUAGCUGGAUUCCUACUGGGAGUGCCACUAACAACACGGGCAGGAAUUUAUUGGCUGUUACUGAUGGACAACUAUGCUGCAAGUUUCUCUUUGGUUAUCAUCUCCUGCAUCAUGUGCAUCUGCGUCAUGUAUGUUUAUGGUCACAGGAACUACUUCAAAGAUGUUGAGAUGAUGCUCGGAUUCCCUCCUCCUCUCUUCUUCAAAGUCUGCUGGAGAUUCAUCUCCCCGGUCAUUAUUUCUUUCAUCCUGAUCUUCACAGUGAUUCAGUACAAGCCCAUCACCUACAAUGACUACGUGUAUCCUGGCUGGUCUCUGGCUAUUGGCUUCGCCAUGGCUCUGUCCUCAGUGGUCUGCAUACCCAUCUACGCCCUCUACAAGAUCUCAAGGUCCCCAGGAGCCACCUUCAGAGAGCGGUUGAAGAAUGCAUGCCGAUCGCAUCCAAAGUGGGGCCCUGCCCUGCAGGAGCACCGGACAGGCCGCUAUGCCCCCAUGGCCUCCGAAGACACCGUGGAAGCUCGUCCCCUCAAGGAGAAGGAGGAACUGAAGGAGGAUCUGAAGGAGGAGGAGAAGGAGAAGGAGAGGAAGGAUGAAAUCAGCCUCACCAUCCAUGGAAGCAACGGCUCCACCAACACACACAACAACCCCAACCCCAGCGCAUAG